CGCAAGAACUCGUGUCCCGACCUGUACAGCAUCGGGGUUGCGGACGACUCGUACCGUACGCCACGCAAGUUCGUGGCCACUUACACGUCUCUGAGCGCGCCUAGACCGCGGCGUAGCGUCAAUGGAAUCGGUGGCUCAUCUUCCUCCGAGAAGGUACAGUCGACGGCGGCCCUGGUCGUGACCAACGGCUCUCGAGGACGCCGCGCCAGUGAUGGAGAACCGCCGACGUGCGCUUGGGACGCGUACUACGGCUGGGAGUCACUGCAGCUGUCGCGGCCUCCCAGCGGCGACGCACAGCUGCUGUCCAUCUACACCGAGCGCCUCGUGGAAGCGGUCAACGGUUCCUUCGCCGAAGAACUGUUCCCGCUCGACGAUGAGGGGCCAUCGACCGAGCGUGGCAGCGACGCCAUCGACCAAAGCAGUUCGACCGUUCGGGAGGCGACCGAAACUAGCCGCAUCAGCUGCGCUUCCGAGGAGAAAUCGGUCUCUGAGGUGUCCGUCCGAGGGGAUGGCGUCGAGAAUGCCGAGAGCACUGCGGCUGCCGCCUCAACGUCCCGCGAAGGAAGCGAAUUUGGUUCCCCGAGAAGCACGGGCGACGGCGAAAGCAGCGCCGACAAGAAAUUGUCAAUGGUCAGGUCGUCCUCGUGGCCCGACCUAUCGUCACUGCGGGUUGGCCGCGCACAUUGUCAACCUUCAACGUCCCUGUGUGGUUCUAGCCGUGCUGGCAGCUGUCCAGAAACAUCGGUCGACAGAACCACCAGUGGCGUCGCGCCGUCUUCGGUCGUCGAUAUCGACAGUUCCCAGGCGCUUAGCUACGACGGCUCGCUGUACAAGAACCAGCAGCUUUACUACGAAUCUGACGAAGGCGGCGAUGGUGAGGAGGCGAAAAAUGAAGAGCCGUCCAUGCAUGACAGCUUGGGUUGUGUCAAGAACGCACCCGCCGUGGAGGAAUUCACUGAAGUCGAGCUGCGAAUCAGUGAUUCUGACCACGACGACGACGAGGCGGCAGCCGGCGCCGCCUUGCCCGAGCUGUUCAUCCGCGAAGACGAACGCGAUGCGCCGGUGGGGGCUCACGACCACCGCACAGUUGUUUCAGCCGCUGCACCGAUGGCGGCCGCGCUGCGCGACUCAUUCACUCUGGACCUUCGGUCACCGGGGCUGGCGCGCAGCCGGCUGAACCCGUACACGAUCGAGGUGAUCGCGAACCACGCAUCAUCGCCCGACGAAGUGUUCGCCACCGUGUCGACGCUAGAGGCCCGACUGGCGUCGCGUCCGCUGCCGCCGCUGGUGAUCGACGAGAACGAGCCGGACACGGGAACGUGGUCGUCCACUUCGACAGCCCACUCCGCUUCCACCGUGAGUCGGCACGAGUUGGAAGAGUUCCUGAAGAGCGUCGAGCCGCCACACGACCCUCCUAGUUGGCCUCAGGACGCCGUGACACAGACGACGCCGGGGAUAUCGCGCAGCUCCAGCUUCACGUGUGUGACAGAGUGUGGUGAGGAGCUUGGCUCGUCCAAGGAGAGCCUGGCGGCCGUGCACAACGAUGCCAAGUCUUCGUCAAAGACGCAGCACACUUUGGCCGUCGCCACUCAGUCUCCGUCGCCUGUGUCUAACUCGUCGUCGUCGACGUCCUGCGACGCGCCUCCGACGCCGUUGACUCCGAGGGCUUCGCCGAGCUCGCAGGAGGUCGUCUCCUCGGACCUCUCGGACAGCGCCGCGCACGGGACGGCCACCGUAACCGCCACUGUUGCGCGUCCUCUGCAGAACGGCUCCAGCCCUUCCCUGCCCGCGCUGGACGGUCGCGAGUGCGCCCAGAUGAGCACUCACAGGCAGCAGUCACUGGAGGAGAAGCCGCAGAUCCGCUCUCUGUCUCGUCCCACGACGAAGGCGGCGGACAAGAAAUCUCUGGAAGCGACGUCGACGCUACCGUGGACCGCGCCGCAGCAGCUAAGUCAUAAGGCGUCUUCGGCGCCCGUGUUGCUGAAGAACAGACCGCCGACGUCCUUAGGCGACAGCGGGGCGAAGACGGGACUGGUGCCCGAUGCGGCGUCGGCCGGCAGCUCCCCCGAAGAGGAGGUCAAGGCUUUCCCUCAGGCGAGGUCGCAGUCAGCAAAAGACAUCAAAGAAGUGGAAGCCGUCCACGCUUGCGAAUGGCUGCGGCAGGCAGGAUUCCCCCAAUACGUGCAGAUGUACGAAGACAACAACUUUCCUGUCGAGAUAACGACCGUUCUCCGAGACCACCCGAGCCUGGAUCCGGAUGAGUUACAGUCUCUGUUCAGGAGACUUAACACCCUCAACAAAAGCGCCCGGCUGAAAAGCGACGGCCUAGUGAAGCAAUCGAUGCACCACGAUAGCGACGAGGAGGAAGGCCCCGCGCUGAGCUACAACUGGCAGUUCCACCGGAGCAGCCGGCGCUGGUCGCGCGUCUCCCCGCCCUUGCCCGUGGUGGUCACUCCGACGGGGGGCUCGUCGCGCAAUACUCCGCAGCACGCGACGCAGCAGACCGCCGAGGCGUACAGCUCGCACGACAGCGUAUUCCUGGACGAGCCGCGCAGCAGCCCUGAGAGCCGGCUGUCGACGAGCGACGAGCGCCUGGUGGGCGCCGACCUCGAGGGUUCGCCGGGACCCAAGCUCCGGCGCAGCGGCUCCGAGCGGAUCCGCGACGCCAUCCUCCGGAGGAUGGACAGCCUGCGCGGGAACCGGCGCCGAAAGAAGCGCGCUGCUCCGAACCAAGGUCCCGGCGCCGGCAACGAUCCCACGGUGGGUGGCGGAGGAGGUGGCCCAUGGUCCAACCACCUGGGUCCCGAAAGCCAUGCGCUCAGUGACUCUGAAUGCUCGCCCCAGCUAGCACACCGGCGUAAAGGUGGAAGUUUUCGGUCCAGGCACAAGAACCAACAGCCUCCGGCACGCUGGCUGUCAGCAAGCACAGAGCACGGCCGCGUGAGCAUCUACGACAAUGUGCCCGCCGGGGAAGCUCCGAACAACCAGAGUGCAUCCUUACAGCAACAGCAGCAGCAGCUGGAACAGGACCAGCCGCAAGACCUGCAGCAGCAACAAGAGCAGCAGCGAGCAAUUGACACAGGCAGUGUGGGGUCUGGAUCAACAGGCAGAGGGGUUCCCGAGGAAAACGACAGACCGACAUACACAUCCGAGAGGCGGGACUCUGGUGUCGGCUCGUCGCUCACAAGGGCUGGAAAUGGGAGCCCCUGCACCCAGGGUUCAGCGUGGCAUUGUUUUUCAUCCUCUCCUGAGCAGCUGACAUGCAUGACUGCACUGCGCUAUGAGCACCUGUCAGCAUCCCAGUUGCUUGUGCUCAAGAAACUGGCACUGCUUCACCUAACAGCUCUGAUGGAGCGGUUUUCGCCACCCUACCGGUCAGGCUGGGGCUGGGCUGUUCCAAAGUUCAUCAAGCGCAUGCGUGCUCCUGACUACAAAGACAAGACAGUCUUUGGAGUGCCCCUUAGUGUGUCCCUACAGCGGACAGGACAUGCUCUGCCACCAUCUAUUCAAGGGGCCAUGGAGUUCUUGCGAAAAAGUGCUCCUGAAGCUACAGGCCUGUUCCGAAAGUCAGGGGUUCGCUCCCGCAUCCAGAAACUGCGUUCGCUGCAUGAAUCUGCCAUGGGGCCCAUUUCAUACGAGCAACACCAGGCAUACGAUGUGGCUGACCUGCUGAAGCAGUAUUUCAGAGAGCUUCCAGACGGCCUGCUCACAAGCAAGCUGUCUGACACGUUUCUCUGCAUCUUUCAACACAUUCCAGAAGAACUGCGGUUGGACGCGCUGCAGGCAGCAGUCCUCCUCAUUCCAGACGAGAAUCGAGAAGUCCUCGAAACGCUACUUGUGUUCCUCGACGAUGUGUGCAGGCAUGCGCAAGAAAACCAGAUGACCGUGGCCAACAUCGCAGUGUGCAUUGCACCGUCCCUUUUUCAACUGGCGGUGCCACGAAGCGCGAGUGCGAGUCCGCGAAGGCGGGCAACCACGGUGGGCAUUCCUGACCAGCGCGAACUCAACGAGAACAGGGCUGCCCACGAGUGCCUGGCACGAAUGAUUGUUGACCACAAGAAACUCUUUCAGAUUUCGCUGGAAACGCUGCAACAGUGUCGUCUGGAGCAGUAUGAACCAAUGACCUUAGAUGAGCUUGGAAGCCUCAAGUCAUACCUCGAAGGAUGCCUUCAUGCCCUUAUCACUGAGGCCCGGGAGAAGAGCAAAGGCUGGGCAAACGUGCAGCAUGCUGACGUUGACUUGGCCUUCAAAAAGCCGGGGGACGGUCUUCCACUGCGGCUGUGGCGAUGUGUCGUUGAGGUUGAAGCUCCCCCAGUUGAGCUUCUCACUAGGAUUCUUCGUGAGCGGCACAUCUGGGACAACACGCUCAUCAAGUGGCGACACAUUGCCAGGCUGGACAAGCAGAGUGAGAUCAUCCAGUACAUCUGUGGCUCCAUGAGGCCGCAUGCACCAAGAGACUUCUGCGUGCUAAGGGCAUGGCGUACGGAAUUGGCCAGGGGGUCCUGUGCCCUGGUGGAGCUCUCGGUCAAUCAUCCGGAUGCCACUGUACUCCUGCGUGGCGUCAGGGCAGUUGUGCUCGCUUCUCGCUAUCUCAUCGAGCCCUGUGGGGCGGGCAAGUCAAGGGUCACGCACAUCAGCAGAGUUGAUUUCAGGGGUCGAACCCCGGACUGGUACAACAAGGUGUAUGGCCAUUUGUGCGCCCUGCUGCUGGUCCGGCUUCGUGAUUCCUUUGUUCAACGCACUGAGGGGCCCGAGACUAAGGUCUGACGGCCAGUCAGGUCCCACUGUCACUGUACAUAUCCCUGACACAGGCUUCUGGCCCAUGGUGGAAGAAAGGCAGCAGACAUGUGCACACACAAAUCUCGUGGUGUUCUUCAAGCACACUUAGUUGCAGAGCUCGCAACAGGGUGGCCAGCUGUAAUGGCUCACCAGCUGUGGUGCUAAGCACAAGGUUGCAGGAUUGAUACCCAGCCCAUAUGCUUGAGAAUAUGUGUUGAAGAAUUCCAUGUGGUUCAAAUUAAUUUUGUGCCCUUCAACUGUGACAUUUCCCAUAGCCUAGUUGUAGGUUAGAGCUGCAAAUACCAGUCAAACAUCCCAUAGGCCCUGUGUUCCAAUUAGUGGCGCAAUGAGUGGAUCAAAAUAUGGAAGUCUGUGAAUCAAUAUGUUGCCUGUAUUGCUGCUGCAAACUAGCAGGUACAAUCUUCCAUAGAUGCACAUGCCACUAAUGCGAGUGAUUUUGUUUCCACCCUGCAGCAUGAACCCACCUGUCAGCCCACAAAAAUUGCUCAUGGGGAUGGCCGGAAUACAAAGCAGAGCUUUACGGCCAGUAUGAUUGGAGAACUCUGACAGUUCAUAGCCAGUACCCACUGCAGAGGUUUAAGAGCCAUCUGUUUCUCUAAGGGUGCAGUUCAAUUACUGUUGCAAGGUAAGCUGCCAAGUGGACAAAUUAUGCCAGGCAGCCUUGCUGAGAUUCAUACUCAUAAAUGCACAGAAUCUAGGACUUUGGAUCUGUGCAUUGCCUCCACAUGCACUGCAUAUUCAUGCCCUAUCAAGAGUGAUAUUGGCCACAAUGUCAGUUAGCAUCUGGGACGCAAGUUGGCCUUCUAAAUUUACUGUUCUUCCUAAAAUACUAAAGCCAUCAUCAUUGCACACAGUUUGCCUAUAAGAUGUCAUAUGAAUGGAAUUUGAUUUCAAAUAACAUUCAAUGUUUCCCUUUAGUUUAGAUUGUUCUUGGUUAAUAAUGAUAAUAAUAAUGUAUUAGUGUAAAAUAAAUAGUUCUACAUUUAUUAAAGUUGUGUAAUUCAGCUUGAUAUUGAUCUUGCUUAUGCAAUUGCAGUUUAUGAUCAAAAGCAUUAUAUGUCACAGUACUGUUGCUUUUCUUUUUAUUAAACACACACUGGUCCUUCAAGAGAACUGGGAUUCACCCAAAGGGAGACAUUUGGCAGAAUUAUCAGGCUUUAAUAUAGCAGUGGCAUCUGGCUUGUACAUAGCUAUAAUUGUUUGAAAUGAGAAAUGCGUCAAUGCAUCACUUGGCAGUUACUGUUUGUUAUAGGCUGUUAUAAUGUGCAUUUGAAAGUUUAUCGAGAGCUUUUUCUGUUGCUUUCAUACGUAUGUGUUGUUGCAUGUUUGUGGGAGACUUGUCCAUCUGUGCAGUCAGAGUAACAAAGCCGUGCAAAAGAAUAAAAAUUCGCACAUAUUCAGGCAGGUUAUAUCCAGUUUAGAUUGUUACAGCAUGUGUGAUAGAUACCUUGCUAUGUAUAAUUCUGCUAGCCUGGGCUCCCUGCUUUUGACUGAUGUUGUUCAGGCCUGUUUUAAGGCAGGAUAAGCCAUACUAGGCACGUGUAAUUGGUGCCUCAUGAAUGUUUUCGCUCUGCUCAAGACAUAAUUUGACCCGUGUUCAUAUCAGCAUUUGACUCGCUGCCUACCUUGGGCAGUUUACAUACACAUCAAUACAUGAGCUUAUUUAAACAAGGUGAUAUUUGUGCUUGACUCUGAAGAAAUGAUUUCGCACAAAAACCGACCAAGACAUGACUACAUUAGAACAUAUCUCUGCUCACAGUGUCACUCUUGUAGAGAUAUAGCAUAUCUGAUAGCCUUCCAUGAAUUAUCUUGUGUCUAAUGAAAUAUUUCUGAGAAAUUUCAGCAGGUAAACAUUACAAUGGGUGGCGAUCAUCAUCGUUUACUUAAGUGUGUCAAGACAUGGAAAGAAAAAUGCUACGUCUCAGGUCAAAUCAAGGACACAUUACAACAACCCUCCAUAUAUCAUUGUUUUUUUUCUGCGCAAGCACACUAACUGGGCAUCAAUUAUUCUUGUUUGUUUUAUGUACAGGGACCAGGUUGUUAUUAGCUGCCUAGUCAUGAAUCAGUCUGACAUUUCAUGUAAUGCUGUUGUAGGGGAACAAAACAGCAGUUUACCAAUUACCUAGUCAGGUGUGAAUGUGUGUACAGAUAUUAUAUGUGCAUAAUAUUUUUAACUUAUUUCAGCUGUUGUAUUAUCUCGAACUGCUAGCUUUGAAGUACCUUAAAAUAAAACACAUUGCUCUUGAAGCCUUGCUUGCUGACAGUAUGAAGAUUCACCAGAAAUUUCCAAACUAUAUAAACUCCGAAAUUAUGAAGACCUUAUGUGCUGGUUGACUACAAACAUGAAAAGAAAAUAUGGUGUUGUGUAUGCAUUAAAUAUGUAAAUUUCUUGUUGUACUGUUGUGCAGAGUGUAUAUAUUCAGCAUGCUCUGUUGAAAACAAUCAGCAAAUUUCAUUCUGUAGAGAGAAAAGUAUGAGUGAGAAAUGCUAUAUAUGUAAAUAGCAGAUUUAUUCAGUGGUUACUUUUGAAAAAAUAAAGAGAAUCUAUAUAUCUGUACCUGGAA
Molecule: messenger RNA, 7364 nt
Organism: Rhipicephalus sanguineus (brown dog tick)
Lineage: Eukaryota; Metazoa; Arthropoda; Arachnida; Ixodida; Ixodidae
Gene: cv-c
Product: rho GTPase-activating protein 7
Biological process (GO): actin cytoskeleton organization; regulation of Rho protein signal transduction; signal transduction
Molecular function (GO): GTPase activator activity; lipid binding
Source: RefSeq, a predicted model, not a curated record